AUGUCAAGAUAAGUAUCCCCCACUUUCAAAAGGAAAGCGUAUUCUCAAAGUUCUCAUUCAAAGUAAAGAUCUUUGCCAGAUAUUAAUUAUCCAAGAACAUUGCAAAAUCAAGAUAAUCUUAGACAACAAAUCCCUUCAGUAGUUACUUCGAUUGAUUUCUCAAGCACUAAAUAAUAAUUUAAAUCGAUUGAUGCCUAAUCUGUUAUUAAUGGAAACCAGGAUAAGAAUAUUUAGUAAUAACCACCAAGACACCCUAAUACAUUAUAAAUAAAAUAGAGGAAAUCCUAAAAUAAAUUCAAUCCAUCCUUCACCAUUAAAGUUAUCGACUGGAAGGCUUUCAGUAGGGAAAGAUCAGAAAGUGACGAUAAAUCCAUUGAAACCCCUUAACUUGCUAAAUAUGAUUCAGGAAAAAAAAUAAAAAGCAAAAAUAAAUCAGUCAGAUCUAAAAGUAAAAAGAGUAAUAAGUCAAAUAGUACUAUUAAAUCAACUAGGCUAAUUGAUCCAGAUAAAGAUAAAGAUAAAUUCAAAGAACUAGCAUUGUGUGAGUCAUGCCUUUAAAGGAAGUUGGACUAUAUUUAACUUGAUUGUGUACAUUACAUGUGCUAUAAAUGCAUUGAUGAUGCUCGAUAAAUGACUGGCUUAAAUUCCGAAUAAACAAACUAAAUCAUUACAUGUAUUGUCUGUGAUAUGAAGUAGGAGAUUGAUGUUAUUGAACUAUUAGCUUAAAAAGAAGAGGAAAAGUUUAAAAAGCUUAAGACUUUAAAAUCUAAUAGAUAGACAUUAAAAGAAUUGGUUAAAGCAUAGCGCCCAGAUAAACCGCCUUCUAUUAAGAGAAAAGACACUUAGAAUGAAAAAGCUAAAUAGAUGGCAAAGGACGGAGAGUACGAAUGUCUAAAUUGCAAUUUUAUCAUGUGCACAGAUUGUAAAAAUAAGCAUAAGAAUCAUGUGAGAUUUAAAAAUCAUGCCAUCAUUGUUUAUGUUGAUGUUGAAACACAUUAGUAAAAAGUUGAGAACGAUAAAUGCAUAUUUCAUAAAGAGCAACUUAAGCUAUUCUGUGUUACUUGUAGCUUUCCUUUGUGCAUGCUUUGUGUUGAAUUUGAAUAAGAUCAUUAGUUUCAUGAGAUAAGAACGCUUAAACAAAGAUUUCAAUAUCUAAAGACUUAGAAUAUGGAUUAUGAUUUAUUGGAUAUGAAAAUGGUUAAGAUAAUGGAUAAGACUCGAUUGCUGUUAAAGAAUGUUGAUAUGACUCUGGUUCACUUAUUGGAUUUAGAAGGUAGUAUAUUUGAAUUAAGUCCUUUUGAUAAUAUUUAAAGAAAUCUUAAAAGAAUAGAUUAUUUACCCAUUUCUGGAAGAGACUUGGAAAAAUUUCAAAAGUAGUUUUCUAAAUCUAAAAUUUUAAAUAUGAAGGAAAAACCAAUGAUAAACAAAGAGAUGAUUUCAUUAUUCCCAAGAUUUAAUUAAGCAAGCUUGAUAUUUAAACUUACAGAAGACGGUUUAGGAACUCGAGCUUUUCAUAAAGCAUGUGAUAAUAAAGGAGCAACUAUAAUGCUGGUGAAAGCUAAUAAGCAUUAUAUUUUUGGUGGCUUUAAUCCUUAGAGUUAUAUGAGUGAAAAUUUGUAUCUUGAAUGUGAAGAUGCUUUUAUUUUCUCAUUAGCUAGAAAAGUAUAAAAUUACAUUCUUCCAAAUUAACAGCCUCAUGAAGAAUAAUCCAACAUAAGUUAUGUCCCUAUAAAAUGCCCUGUAAGAAGUUCUAAGUUAGAUAAAGCAAUAAAACUCAAUGAAGAGAACUUCUCUCCUGGAUUUGGAGAAAGUGACAUCAGUGACCUUUUUAUUAGUUUUAAGAAUCCAAAAAAGAGUUAUAGUCUACUGGGAAAUGUUUAUAAGUUACCCUAUGGAAUGAAAGGUGAUACAUUUUUAGCUGGCAAAGCAACUGAUUGGGAUAUUUAGGAAAUUGAAAUUUUUGCAGUUGGCUUUUGA
Stylonychia lemnae is the source of this 1977-nucleotide messenger RNA. Lineage: Eukaryota; Ciliophora; Spirotrichea; Sporadotrichida; Oxytrichidae. The record is from the annotation of a GenBank genome assembly.